This is a messenger RNA of Cuscuta europaea, 2101 nucleotides long. Lineage: Eukaryota; Viridiplantae; Streptophyta; Magnoliopsida; Solanales; Convolvulaceae. The record is from the annotation of a GenBank genome assembly.
UUCCAGUUUCGUGUCGUGUAGUUUCCCACCAAUUGCAUCCAGUCGAGUUCUCAGUAAACAGGCCCUUAUUAUUUCUUUUGGUGUAGGUUUCUGAUUUUUGACUACAAACUCUCUACAUCACAAUCCUUUUAGCCGCCGCUCCGUCCUUUUUCUAUCAAUUCCCGGCCGUCGUUCCAUUGCAAUCUGUUGAUAAGACCUGGAUCUGUGGUUGUCUAUUGUUUGUGUUUCAUUUGUUUUAGUAAGCACUUAUUUGAAUCUGAACGUUGAGUUAGGCCGGAAAUGGCAGAGCAGAAAGUGAAUGAGCAAGAGGGAGUGAAGGGUGGAGAGUUGUUGUUCUGUGGGUGCACGUACUGGGACGCUAUUGGUCGGCGUAAAGUGUCUCCGGAGCACAAUCUGAUUUCUCCGUCUAGGCUCCGACCACUCGUAGGCGUCAAUAUUUGCUUUGUUGCUGCUGGCUGUGCUUCAUGUCAUUGUGUUGCGCUGGAUACUGAAGGCCGUUGUUAUACAUGGGGGCGAAAUGAGAAGGGGCAACUUGGUCAUGGAGAUAAAAUUACACGGGACAGACCAACAGUUGUUUCAGAACUCUCAAAGCAUAAAAUUAUCAGAGCAGGAUCUGGAAGGAGCCAUACAGUAGUUGUUACUGAUGAUGGGCUCUCUUUCUCAUUUGGAUGGAAUAAACACGGACAGCUAGGGACUGGUUCUGUUAGAAAUGAAAUUGAGCAUUCUCCUGUACGUUGCCUUGUAUCUGAAGCAAAAACAACUUCUUGUGGGGCUGAUUUUACUGUGUGGCUAACUUCGGUUGAAGGAUCUUCUAUAUUAACUGCUGGUCUGCCGCAGUAUGGUCAACUUGGUCAUGGCACUGACAAUGAGCACAACACCAAAGAUAGUUCAGUGAGGCUUGUAUAUGAACCUCAACCGAAACCCAAAGCAAUAUCUGCCUUUUCUGGAGAAACCAUAGUUAAAGUGGCUUGCGGUUCAAACCACACAGUUGCUGUUGAUGCCAAUGGAUUUGUUUAUACCUGGGGCUUUGGUGGCUAUGGAAGGCUUGGACAUAGAGAGCAGAAGGAUGAGUGGGUCCCACGACGUCUUGAUAGUUUUACCAGGCAAAACGUCCUCCCUCCAGAUGCUGUGCUCUCAGCUGGCUCUCUUAACUCAUCUUGCACAGCUGGGGGAGGUCAACUAUACAUGUGGGGGAAAAUAAAGGUCACAGGGGAUGACUGGAUGUAUCCUAAAGCUCAAAUGGAUCUAAGUGGGUGGAACUUGCGUUGUAUGGAUUCGGGGAAUAUGCAUCACUUUGUUGGUGCUGAUUCCUCUUGUAUAAGCUGGGGGCAUGCACAAUCAGGGGAGCUUGGUUACGGCCCUAAUGCUCAAAAAUCAUCUGCAGUUCCUAAAAAGGUGGACAUCCUAGAUGGCAUGCAUGUUCUCAGUGUUGCUUGUGGAUUUUCCCACUCCAUGAUAGUUGUUGACAGGGCAAAUGUUGGUGAUAAAUUGGACCAGCUUGAAGUAUAUGAUGGCAAGAUUUCUGAAGAAGGACCAGAUAAUGAAACUCCAGUCACUGAAAAACCUCCUCCAAAAGUGGCUACCAGAAAGUUGGCUGCUGCCCCAAAGUCCAAAAAGAGGAUGAAGUCUAAUGAUUCAUCAUCAGAUUCAGGGGGAGGUGGUGACGAUGAAAACGGGCAUAGUGAUGAUGACAGUGAAGAAGGAUCUAAUGGACAAAAAGCUGCUGCUGGUAAUGGUAAGAAGAAGAGUGGCAGCAAAUCUACUCGUGGGAGAAAGGCAGCCAGUAGUGACAAACCAAAGGGUUCGGGGAAAAGAGGAAGACCAAGAAAAACCACCGAGUAGUGCCCGAUCUAUUGUCCACCUUAUUAGCAAUUAGCAAUAUCUUUAUAGAUCUCAAAUGUACUCAUUCCUUCAAUUACUUUAUACUUUUGUUUCAUUUUUAGAAAGUUUAUUUAUUUAGUCUAUUUUAACAUUUUAGAAACAUUGAAAUUUGACUGGUGUCAUACUGUCAUGUAAAAAUAGUCUAACACAUUGUGCCUGUCACUCCGGUCAGAGUCGGCUAGUAUUUGGAACAUGAGAGGGAGUAGGUGAAAAUUCCUCA